GUUUCCCACCCAACUCCGGCGAGAACAUCGAAGGAAGAAGAAGAUUACCAGAGAUGACCUCCCAAACUCAAAUUCAAAAUCAGAAACCCCCAAUCAACCACCGGGAAGCCAAUUCAACCACCACCACCUCCGCAACCUCCACCGGCAGAAAACAAUGGUCCAUCCACGAUUUCGAAAUUGGAAAACCCCUGGGCAAAGGCAAAUUCGGCCGCGUCUACCUCGCCCGUGAAGUCAAGAGUAAGUUCAUUGUGGCGCUGAAAAUAAUCUUCAAGGAGCAGAUAGAGAAGCAUGGAUUGUACAAUCAAUUGAGGAGGGAAAUGGAGAUUCAGUUUAAUCUUCAACAUCCUAAUGUUUUGAGGCUCUACGGCUGGUUCCACGAUGAUCAGCGCAUUGUUCUUAUUCUGGAGUACGCUCACGGGGGUGAACUCUACCGCCAUCUCCGCAAGUCCGGCUCCUUCUCUGAGAAACAAGCUGCCACUUACAUAGCAAGUCUCACACAAGCAUUGGCAUAUUGUCAUGAGAAGCAUGUGAUUCACAGAGAUAUUAAGCCUGAAAACCUGCUAUUGGAUCAUGAGGGGCGUUUGAAGAUAGCUGACUUUGGAUGGUCUGUUCAGUUGAAGUCAGAAAGCAAACGGAUGACUAUGUGUGGAACUUUAGAUUAUUUGGCACCAGAAAUGGUGGAAGAGAAGGCUCAUGAUUAUGCCGUCGAUAACUGGACUUUAGGUGUGCUGUGCUAUGAGCUUUUAUAUGGUGUCCCUCCAUUUGAGGCAGAGAGUCAAAAAGAUACAUUCAGAAGGAUAAUGAAGGUUGAUCUUAGCUUCCCAUCUUGUCCAAUCGUGUCACCAGAAGCCAAAGAUCUAAUUAGUCGGCUCCUUGUCAAAGACUCAACUAAGAGGCUCUCGCUUAAGGAAAUCUUGGAGCAUCCAUGGGUGGUUCAGAAUGCUGAAUGGUCCCAGGUCUAAGUAGUACUGUUCCUUGCUCACCUAGCUAACUGCUGAUCAUGUAGUAAUGUUGCGCAGCUCAACCUCUUGUUCUUAGUAACUUUAGAGUUCUGUCUUGCUGCAUGACAUUAGACAAUUAGAUGUAUAUAUUUCAGUGUGAUUUAAUGGAUUUGGGACUAUUUGGACAUGAAGCCAAAUCCAAAUCGGUGGAUUUUUUGUGCUGCCAAAUGCCGAAUUUGGUUUUGGAGGCUCCAAGACAAAUCCAAGCUUCCAAACAGAGUCUUAGUAAUAUUAUGAUUAUGCUGAGUAUAUCUUGCUCCUCCCCACCCUUUCGCAUUACUUAUGGUUACCUUUUUCUUAUUUUUGCUCCACAAGAUAGAUACAAACAAUAUUUACAGUGACCUUCAAGAUUUAUACAAUAUUAACAUCUUACAUCAUACAACUACCUGUGUUUACAUUUUGCACAAAAGAAAACUGGAAUAAAGCCAAUAUAUCAACCCAUCAAAUCGGAGUACAUGAUUUGCUUGAUAUUUCAAUCCAGCUUCAUCAGAAUCCUCAACUUUUUCUCACUCAACAAAAAAUAGACUGCUGUAAAUUAGACAUUAAGUACACUAUUAUACUGACAGUUCUAUUUACAUGUGGGUUGACUGCAAAUAAGACUACGACGAAGUUCUGGCUUACACAGGCGGUAUUGGAUCUCCAUGUAAGUCGUAUUUGGAAUGGUGAAAAUAUGGCAGCAUUAGGUGCAAAAUCUCCCUGAAAUGGACAUAAUAAUACAAAGGUGCGCUCAGGUUACCUAUCCUAUGCCAAUACCACUGCCAGAUGCUUCGGUAGAUUUUCUCGCGCGGACCUGAAACAAUGAACCUCAUGAAAACUAUAAGUAGAAGUGCCGAUGGACCCCAAAUUAGUAAAGGAUGAUAAUUUUGAAAUGCGGCCAGUAGAAGAUCCUGUCCUGCGAAAAGCGUAGCAUUUUGUAUUUGUAUUGUACGGUAAUUUAGCCAGCACUUCCCUCUCCAGCUUUUCAGUUUGAGAAGUUGGACAGAUUCAAGUUUCCACCUGAAAACCAAUAUUAAACAUCCAAAUACUAAGACCAAAAGAGUCUUAAAGUGGAGGAGCCCAAAUAGGGUCACUGCACACUGGAUGCUUUGUGUAAGCAAGAACUGCAUGAUCCCGAAAUCAGUAGACGGCUUGACAGUUGCAAACAUAUACAAGAAGGAUACAGCGGAGCCCAAUAAAGCAAGCAUAAGAUCCAUAGAUUGGAACCUGAAAUAGUAUGUACUAAGUGCAUUUGCCAACAUCCCACAAACAAUUUCAAUGUACUUUCUUUGUUCAUAGGCGCGGGCCGCCAAUGAUGACCUUGAGGUUAAACCUAUAAAGUAAGGUGUUACUAGGACAUGGUAGUAAUAUGGGAUCAGUAACAUCAUAAUCUUCAAGAGAACAUUACGAGAAAACAGCAGCACCACAACUGAAAGCCAAUGAAGCUUAUCACUUGGGAUGUAGAAAUCAUCGUGUACCUGAUCGAUUUCCAUUGAACCAAGACAGACGGCGAGAAACGAGAUCCAAUAAACUGAGAAAUCGAAACAAUAUUGUACCAUAGCUUUGCAGAUAGCGAGACCUAAGAGAUGCUUAUAGUUAUCUUGUAUGAAGUUUCGCAAGUCAAUAUAACUUGGAUCAUAUUCCAUCUCGGAAGCUACUUGAAACAGAAUCAAAUGAUCAAAAGAAUACGCCGUGGAAUAGAGUGGGAGGAAACUGAUGAAAAGAUCAAAACCAUUGAUGAGUUCAUCAGAAACCGGGAUGGUGGCUUUGCGCAAACUUUGUGAUGCAGCUCCAGCGCUUGCCGUGCUGAGCGCGUACCAAACACCCAACCACAACAUAUCCCACCAAUCCCACAUGUUGUUAAUUAGAUUGCUGUAUCCGGGGAAGUGGAGCUAGUAACUUACCUGUUUUAAGAGUGAUUAAUGGCGUAGGAUUAGAAUACAAUAAGAUUACUGAUUAGUCAUGCAGUUUAAGAAAAGAGCCUACUUUUCUGGUAUAAAUUCACAUUGUGCUAACUCAAGGAAAUACACCAUUUUGCCAUCUGUCUCUGACUUCUACUUUUUUGUCUCUGACUUCUAUGUGAUGAGAUACUACAUGCUUUAGUCAAUGACCCAGUCUAGAGGCUUCAUUAAGGACUUGUGACUUGGACCGAAAUGAAAGAAAAAGAGUGACUUUUGUUGAAAUCUAUGGCGCUAACGUGGGAACUGGUUUUUGGGAAGACAAGUUUUAGUUGAAAUGAAGUCCAAUUAUCGUUUACCACUUCACCGUGCAUGUGUGUAUAUAUAUAUAUAUAUAUAUAUAU
Molecule: messenger RNA, 3279 nt
Organism: Oldenlandia corymbosa var. corymbosa
Lineage: Eukaryota; Viridiplantae; Streptophyta; Magnoliopsida; Gentianales; Rubiaceae
Source: the annotation of a GenBank genome assembly